Messenger RNA from Scleropages formosus (Asian bonytongue), 1308 nucleotides. RefSeq names its product troponin C, slow skeletal and cardiac muscles. Bases 345 to 932 code for a protein of 195 amino acids. Gene Ontology annotation, cellular component: myosin II complex. The record is from RefSeq and is a predicted model, not a curated record. The transcript has 3 exons. Gene Ontology annotation, molecular function: calcium ion binding. NCBI's taxonomy places the organism in Eukaryota, Metazoa, Chordata, Actinopteri, Osteoglossiformes, Osteoglossidae.
UGGAGAUCAGGAGAGAAGCGGCUCUGAAAGAGAGGGGUUUGAGACCAUUAUUCAGUGUGGGAGGGAUUCAGCAGUUGUGAGGGACACAGGGAGCUCAUUCCACCACAUCCAGACCAGAACUAAGAGCUCAUUUCAAACUUUGCGAGCAGAACAACAAGGUGGCCAGAAGUGGAGGAGCUUCAGGGUUAGUGUUUCUGACACAGAUGCUACUGGCAGCGGAACCACUUCUGACAUAGUUCUGUACCACGGUCGCAUUGUGCGCUGCAGAGUUCCGGGCUGCGUUUGACAUCUUCGUCCAGGACGCAGCAGACGGCUGCAUCAGCACCAAGGAGCUGGGCAAGGUGAUGAGGAUGCUGGGACAGAACCCGACGCCCGAGGAGCUGCAGGAGAUGAUUGACGAGGUGGAUGAAGAUGGAAGCGGCACAGUGGACUUUGACGAGUUCCUGGUCAUGAUGGUGAGGUGCAUGAAGGACGACAGCAAAGGGAAGUCCGAGGAGGAGCUGGCCGAACUCUUCAGGAUGUUCGACAAGAACGCGGACGGUUACAUCGACCUGGAGGAGCUGAAGAUCAUGCUUGAAGCGACCGGCGAGGCCAUCACCGAAGAUGACAUCGAAGAGCUCAUGAAGGACGGGGACAGGAAUAAUGACGGGAAGAUCGAUUAUGACGGUGAGGAUGAGCCUUUUCGCAUGUUUUCUUUUCCAGAUCAUGUGUUUCAGCAGACUGUAACCCAGGUACAUUUGGACCGCAUCCUUCUUCUCUCCAGAGUUCUUGGAGUUCAUGAAAGGGGUGGAGUGAAGAGUAGAGCUGAAGGACCGAAUGUGACUUUUUCAGACUUUUAUAAAAACCCUUUCGCUGCACUGUAUCCGACCCCCGCCAGACUUCCCUCGCCCCAUGAGUUCUCCGCUCCCCUCUGUCUAGUCACAGGUGUGUGACUCCACUGUACAUGUAGUCCACGAUGAGAGGGAGAGCGAGAACACCCUAAUAAAGCGUCCAUAUGCACCCGCUCCCCGUGUCGUCCUGUGGCUGUUGCGCGGAUCGUGGAGCCUCCGAGGGAGACGCGACGUGUAGCAUCCAGACAAAAUAUAAAUAAAUAUGAAACCCACGAAGAGUCCAUGCGGUCGGCAGGAUGGAGAGCAGCUGGCACUGUGUGUGUCCUGCCAGGAUGACACCAUCCCCCAAGUGUGUGUGUGGUGGCUUUGAUCUCACCGUAUCUCAACACACUCAAGUGUUUGAGGUCGUUCGUACCGGUGUACAAGGCCAUGUUGUCUGAGCCCAUCAGCCAGUGCUGUGUUCCUCCUACCAAACCCU